Oppiella nova is the source of this 6255-nucleotide messenger RNA. Lineage: Eukaryota; Metazoa; Arthropoda; Arachnida; Sarcoptiformes; Oppiidae. The record is from the annotation of a GenBank genome assembly.
AUGAGUGCCAUUUGUAUCGGUUUUAAGGCGGGAACCGUUAAACCGAAUCGUUGUCGUCGAUGUUUCCGAGACAUCAGUGAACAUGACAUCAAAGAUGAUAAGUCAGCCAAUGAUACUAAAAAGAGCGCUUCCGGUGCCGACUCUGACGCACAGACUGGUACUCAAAGGAAGAGAUCGUCACCGGAAAAGUCGAGCUCUUUGUUUGUGCCGUCAGUUUCAUACCUACCGAACGAUAACUCGUCGACAACUGACAGCACGACAACAGUUCGUCUGAGAACCAGAACCAGAGAACUGCCAAAACUUGAUGACAACCCUCCGGAUGAGACUCAGACCAGUCCGGGGCGACGAACUCGUGUCAGACCCACAACAUCCGAACCCACGCCCAGCACCGCCUCCACAUCGACAUCACUUUCAUCAACCAAUUCCAGUAGAGUUCGAGUCAGGACUAAGACAUCGGAGUUAAGGCUAGAGCCGGACGGCGCCGAACUCAAUGACAAGACGUCGCCCACGAAGACCUCAGCGCCCAAAAGGAUACGGAUUUUGGGCGCUGAAGAGAGUCUGUCAUUGGAUAGCGGCGGACAUACAGACUCACCGGACGUUGAGUUUAUACUUCGCGUCAAAACGGCUACAAAAGAGAAGGAGUUUGACGACGAGAGCAUUGCCGCCACCGAUACCACUGAAACCACUUUAGUUGGUUCGGCAGAAGUGGAAGAAUAUCAGACGAAGAUCGCGAGUCUCGUCACACAACUCGAGAAAACUGAAGAAUCAAUCAAAACAUUGGAGAAACAAAACAAUGAAUUGCAGACAAAGAUUAAGCGAAUGGAAAAAAUUCAAGAAAAUAAAACCAAACAAAUCAGUGAUAGCGAUAAGAAGGCGCUCCAGACCACAGCCCAGGAUCUGUUGAAACUUCAGGGAAAGUGUCGCGAAUUAGAGACCAUUAAUGUUGAGCUCAAAGACGAGAAGAAUUGUCUGAAAAUCGAAAUCAAAGAACUGAAACGAGAGGUGGAGUUAAUGAAGAAAGAGAACCCAAAAGAGCUCAAAGAAGUGAUCACUAAUUUGAGGCUUAAAUUACAACAAACAGAACUCCUGUGCGAACGGCUGACUGAAGAGAAUGAAGAGAUGAAGAAAGAUGUGAAGGCCUUAGAGAUUGAAUUCCAAGAACUUCACGACAACUUCCGUGAGGACCAGUCGUCAGAGUUUCGGGUUUUGAAGCGAGAGUUGGAGUCGUCGUCAAAGAAUUGUCGUGUUUUGCAGUUUAAGCUCAAAAAGGCUGAACGGAGUCUAGAAUUGAUGGAAAACGAUAAGAUAGAGCUCGACAAGAAAGUUAAAGAUCUCUUAGAGACCACGAAACUCGAUGUCGACAAACAUAAGAUGAAAGAACUGGAAACGGAACUGUCGAUCGCUAAAGAAGUGUCACUUAAACUACACGCAGAGAUUGAAACGUUAAGAGAGGGACGACUGCUAUUAGAGCAACAGUUGGCUGAGAAGAAUCCGUCACAGAAGGCGAUCAACCGGUUGUCAACGGGUGGACUCUCGCCAAGCGUUUCAUUUGAUGGCAAAGACUACGAGCAAGUGAUUCGCGAUCUGUACGACACGAUGGAGAGGGAGAAGGAUCUUCAGGAACAGAUGAAGUUCGCUGAGGAGGAGACCCGAACGAUGCGCAAGAAGUUGUCAACAAUGGAGUCCGAGAAUGAGAUACUGAUGAUGCAGAUCAGGAAAAUGGCGAAUCAGAAGUCGAAGGGAGGCAUCGGUGACGACGAGAGCGAAGAAUUGAGUGCCGAAGAGAUGAAACUUAAUUUAGAACUCUAUGAACAGGAAAUGGUUGUCUUGAGGCGAAAGGCCGAUGAGUUGGAACAGGAGAACGACAACUUCCAGCAGGAGAUCAAGUAUUUACAGGACAAACUCAUAUCCCAACCCUUGACUAAAGUGGAAAUCCCGGAAAUACCUGUCGGUUCGCCGCCUAAUGUCAUAUACGACCACAAGAUUAGAAUACUUGAGACGGAAGCGAGAGAUUUGAGGAAAAAAUUGGUGGACAGAGAGAAGGAAUACGAGAGCUUAAGGACUGAGAUCGAAGUCCAUCGACGAAAGGCAUCGAAAGUGAUAAUCCGAAGCAGGAGUCUUGACUCCGAGCAACAGGUGGAUCUGAAACGCCAGUUACAGCUCGUGGAACAGGAGGCCAGCAUUUUGAGACAAAAACUGAUUUCCAUUGAGAAUGAAAACGAUAAACUGGUCAAUGAUAACAAGAGAUUCCAGUUGAGACUCAGUCGAAAGCCGCCGCCCGGACCGGCAGAUCAACUGCAGGUCGAGAACAUUGAACUAAAAGCCAAAAUCAAGGAAUUGGAGCGAAAGUGUGAGAAUAUUAAGUCCGAUCUGAUGGCCAGUAAAUCUCAGCCCAAUCUAAACAGUUUCCUAAUGAGUGAUACCGAAAAUGAUUUGAUAAAUACGCUGAAAAAACAGGUGAAAGCAAAAGAGACAGAGAUUAAUGCACUGAACACAAGACUCACGCAAUCGGAUGUGGAAUCCAUGCGAUUGAACAGAGAAUAUAAGAAAUUGAAGGAAACGGUGUCCGCGAGGAGACGACCAACUCGUGUGGUGAGAGAGACAGCGACUCGAAUGGAGUUGAAAGAGAUAAUCAAAGACUUGGAAGAAGAUGUGAAUGACUUACACAAUACAAUCAAAGGCAAAGAUAUUAUACUCGAGAAUAUCACUGAAGAGUUGAGUGAAACGAAGAGAGAAUUUGAACAAAUGAGAGAUGAGUUGAAAUCUAACGGUCUUUCGGUGAACAGCAACGGAAACAACUCCUCACAAGUGAACGAAAGACUGAAGAAAGAACUCGAAAAUGAGAAGAAAAAGCUGAAGACAUUGCAAACAAAAGUGGAUUCAUUUACUAAAGAAAAAGGCAUAGAUAUGAGUGCUUUGGAUAACUUGGAAGUACUUCAGGCCGAGAAGAAAGAGUUGGCCAUUCAAUUGGCUGACAUUCAGGAGGAGUUAAUCUGCGAACGGAAUAAAACUGAAGAUUUGAAUCAAAAGUUAAAAGCCAUGACAGCUAUGAAAGAAGAACUCACGAAAAGUAGUCAAUUAAAUCUGAAACAAAAGGAAAAGUUUGAAGACGAGAGCGAAAUCACGAAAGAAAAGUUGAGAAAAAGCGAAAACAAUUUGAAAGAUAUCACAAAUAAAUAUGAAAACAUCUCUAAAGAGUUGAAUGAAUUCAAAAAGUCUUCUCAACAAAUGAAAAUUGAGCUGGAUCAGGAAAAGAGCAAAAAGUCUACAAAUGAAAGUCAAUUGACAGCAGUUUUGCAGAAAGAGAUCAAUGAAUUGAAGAAACAAUUAACAGAAAUGACGAAUAAAGCGGACAAUUAUAGGAAACAAUACGAGAGUUUGGAUAAAGAAUUCCGUGAAAAGGAGUCUAAACUGAGAGAAGAACACAACAAAAAGUUAGACAUCGCUGUGAAAGGGGUCCGAAAGGAAGUGCACUUAGAAUUGCAACAAAUGAGAGAAGAGUCCAUUAAUUAUAAGACAAAAAUGUCUGAAUUGACGGAUAAAUUAGAAAAAGCCGAUAAAGAGAUGAAGGAAGCGAAUGAAAAGUUAAAGAAUAUCAACACUCAGUCUCGUAAAGAAAGGGAUGAUUUGCAGAAUAAAAUCACAGAUCUUGAGACACAGAUGAGGGCAGAGCUGAAGAGGAGAGAGAAACUUGAAAAAGAGCACGAAUUGACCCUUAAAUCCAAAGACCAAGAGCUAUUACAAUCACAGGAGCGUAUCGUUCAAUUGGAAAGGGAGUUGAGACGGACUACACAGAGACUGGAAGACAUAGAGUACUCGUCCAGCAAUAAGACGAACAUAUUUGAGAAGGAGUUAACACGAGAGCGACAAGAAUACGAGGAUCUGACCAACAAAUAUGACUUAUUAGAGAAAGAGUUUCUCGAAAUGAAGUCACGAUUGGUGUCAGAAAAGGAUACUUUAGCCGAAGCCGUCGGUAGUAUUCGCAAGAGUUAUGACGAAAAACUUUACGAAAUAAAGUCAUUGAAGGAGACGCUGACCAACAAACAGAAGGAAUGGGUCCGCGAGAAGAUGGACUUACAGGAAAAGGUGGCGACACUUGAAUCAAAGGCCAGUCGCACGUCGUUUGUGGUCGAAGAGAAGAAUAGACUCCAAGACUUGAUGACAGAAAAGGAGAAUCUCUUGGAAUCGUACCGAAAGGAAGAGAAGUAUAUUAAAGAAGAAAGAGAUAAACUGAGAAAACGAUGCGAAGACCUGACGGUGAAGAUGACAGACAUGGAGAAAGUGGAGAGAAUGACCAGAACUACAAAUAUCACCGGAAAAGACAAAGAACUACAAGAAUAUAAGAUCCGUUUAGAGCACACCCAGACCUCACACAAGGGAGAGGUGGCGGCCCUUCACGCAGAAUAUGAGGGAAGGAUGCGACUGAUGGGCGACGAAGUGAAUGAAUUGCAGCGACAAAUAGCACUGUUGGCCAACGAUAGGGACAGAAUUCGGGAUCAAUUGGAUAGAGAUCCCAGUCUUAGGCGGUCCUCGAAAUUCAAAGACGAUAUGGAGGACAUGUCCGCUCAGAUACUGACCCUGAGGUCUGAUCUGGAGGCGGCUCUACUCGACAACAGGAACCUGAAGAUCCAAUUCGGGACCGAACGAAGCGGAUGGCAAAUACAGACGGCGGAACUCAAGACACAAAUCAAUCAAUUGGAGGAACGCAUACUUCUGGAGACGAGAGGGUCGACACGUAAUUACGCGAAGACUAAGAUGGAGUUGGCGUGGGAUAAGGAGAGACAGGAUAACCACCGACUCCUUCAGGAAACGCAGAAAUUUAUUCAGGAAUUGAGAGAUAAGUUGUUGAAUACCGAGAAGAUUAGGGAAAGGGAUCGAUUAGAACAGAGAAAACAAUUGCAGGAACUGAAGGCUGGAAUGGAUAGGGAUUCGGAAGACUCGCACAAAAGGGUCGGCGAAUUGCAGUUGGAUUUGCUUGACCUGAGAGAAGCGCAUUCAAAGGUUAGGUCACAGAAUGAACGGCUCAGGAGAGAGCGGUCGGCCUAUGAGAGGGAAAGGGAUGACUGGAAACACACUGUAUUCGCGGCGUUUGACAUACAACUGAAGGCAAAGGAUAUAACGAAUGAAAUCGAAGAGAUGUAUCAAAUGGUUGAGAAGACCAGCGAACCGGAGAAGACGACAGAACCGGAAACAGCGGUCAGAAAGAGGAGAUCGCAGACAAUAAAUGUGUUAAAUGUGGAGGAAUUGAAGAAAUUGGUGUCGAGUCUGAAGACUCGAAGCGAAGACAUAAAGAGUGUUUCGCUUCCUCGCAAAGAUGUGGACCGAUUGCGACACUGCGUCUCAUUCAGUAGGGCCUCGUCCUCAUCAGAUAUCCCGCCGCUCAGGGGUUCGUCCCAAUCGCUGACUCGAGCGCCACUUCCACCGCCAAACGCCGUCAUAAGAGCUCCGCCGCGACCUAAAGCGUUGGCGAAGAAGAGUGUGUCUCUGGACUACCAGAUCGGCGCCUCCGGCAAUAGGGGUGCCUCUCAGGAGCGCAUUUGGGAAUCGGGCGACUCGGCCAACACUACCCCCACCUCUAGUUAUAGUAAUCUACGAGUCGGUGGUCCGUAUCGCGGGUUCACGACUUACAGCGGUUACGACUCCGACGCUUCCCAUUCCAGGUAUACUCGUGAGGGCUCUUACGGCGCCGAUUCGGACACAUCACUCCCUGCUGUCCCGCAUCACAAGAAAUCUUUUUUCAAGUUCACGAAGAAGACAAACAGUAUCGAGGACUCGUCGACCGGCGGCAGUAUCGCGAGCGCCGGACUCACAUCACUGGCUGUUCACGGCUUCGAGACGAGUCCUAUAGAGCGCGAGAAACAGCGCCUAAAGAAAGAGCAUUCAUUGAAGUAUAAGAUUUCAAAGACACUGUCCAAGACAUUCAGCCGAAGCUCCUCUUCACUGCAAACGGACGAUAAGAGUGCCAUUAAGAUAGAGAAGAGGCCGACUUCGCCCACUAGGAAGUCAGGCAAACAAUCACCUGUGCCUUCCGCUCAAGAAGGCCUAAAGAGUGAUGCGAAGCCUGGAAGAGGAAGAGGUCGUGCGGGAGAGCCCUCACCGACACCAUCGCCAACACCGCCACCAUUGGUGUCAAAGCUAGCGAUUCCUCCGUCCGCUCGACCCCUUCCACAGAUACAUCGGUUCAGAGCCGAGACUAAUGUAUAAAAUAUAUAAUAACUAUGAAUUGGUUUUCUAAAUGACAUUAUUUUAGGGGAU